CAUAUUUGACAUCACAUAGUUUCACUAUGUUUUGACGACAUCACGUUUGCAGUUGCUAAAGAAACAAACACAAAAACAGCCAAAUGGGAGCGUUUUACUGCUCUAUCUGCAGAAAAACUGAUUUUUCUGGAAAAGGACACAUUUAUGGGAAAAGCCACCAAAGCAAACUUAAAGUAAUUCUUGUCAAAUUCAUGGAAAAGGUCAAAGAAGCAAAGCGGACGAUUAAAAAUCCUCAGGUAGAGAAAUACAGUCCCGAUCAUGACGAGAAGUUCUGGUGUUACUGCUGCGCGCUAGAGGUGCAGAAACACGUGACUGACAGUAACAUCAGCGUGCUGUACGGAGGACUGCUGGAGCACAUGAGCACCCCAGAGCACCGGACAAACACACACAAGUUCUGGUGGGACAAUAAAGCAGAUCCUAAACUGCGAGACAAGUUUAUCAUAACAGAAGAGGAAACCGAGAGAUUCAAGUCUGAAGUUUCCAAGUCUCUGGAACAGUUUGAGGAAAAAGAGGAUGUGUUUAUUAAACAGCAAGCUGCAGUGAUCCGAUCUCAGGAGCAGCUCAGACUGGAGGUCCUUCAGUCAUUAUCAGAGCCUGAUCCAGACCUGGUGCAUCCUGCUGAAGUGGACCAACACAGCAGUCAACAUACAGCCAGUUCCCACAGUCACUCUUAUGAAAUGGAGCCACAACCAGGGCCGAGCCACGAGGAUUUCGCCUCACACAGUCAGUGGAAUGAACCAGGAUUCAACUUAACUUUCAUCGGUUACCAGGACUCGUCCAGCAGUGGAAACGUUCAUACUGGAGCUGUACCGCCGUGGCUCCUGGAGGAGCCUGAUGAAGCCCCAGGCAGUGGACGGCAGGAAAUGGGCCCCUCACUUCAGGGGUUCCUCAAACACAAGGAGCAGGAGAAGCUCAAGAAGCUUCCGGCCAACCGUGUGGGCGCAAACUUUGACCACAGCUCACAUACUGACGCCAACUGGCUGCCAUCUUUUGGACGUGUGUGGAAUAGUGGCAGACGCUGGCAGUCUAGGCAUCAGUUCAGAGAGGAGGAGACAAAAUCCAGGGGGAAGAGGAAGUGGGAAGGUGAUGGGAAAGCAACAAAGAAGCAAAAAGACCUCAGUAAUGGAGAGUUAUGAAGUGGAUGCCCCAAAUAUACUAGCAGUGUUAGAAAAGUGGACUAUUGGUUAUCUCAUAUUGAGAACUAGUAUCUUAAGGAGUUGACAAGUUUUGAACAUUUAUGAUGCGUUCGUUCCAGCUUGUGCAUUUCUGAAAGAAUUUUGACAAGAAAUGAACGUCAUUUGUGUUUCCAGUUUAUUGAAUACAUUUUUUUUUUUUUUUUUGCUACAGAUGUGUCAUUUAUUUUUUGGUCAUAAAUCCAAAAACAAAAUAUCCUUUCCACUCUCCUAAAAAAGGUAAAUGUGAUAAAAUGAAGACACAAUGUGCAAUAUCUUCUUUCCAUUUUGAACGAUACAUCAGUUCAGUCAAAUUUAAUAGAAUCUCAUCCAUUAGAGCUAUUUGAUGUUCUCAACGGAAAGCCAAGACCAUAUUAAUGUUCCAUAAUAUAAUAAAAUACCUCAAACGUCUAGACAGAAUAAUAAAAAUACAGAUUACAUUAAUAUUAAAGGAUACCUUGCAGUCUUUUAUUUUUCUUCUUUUUUUAGUAGUUUCUGUUAACAUAAUACAUGACUUAACGCAAUAGAAGAAGAAAAAGGUCUCUGUAAGAGAUGCAGUGUUGGUCAUAAUUGUACAAUACAUUACAUUUAAAAUGGACCGUUCAGGGUCUUCAUCAAGUUCCUGCACUGAAGCUUCUUUCUAUUUAACUUCAUUCUCAAAACCAAGAAAAACGUGUGUCGUAUCAGCUCGACCCGGCAACAUUACAAAAGGUCCGGUUUUCCCGUGGCCACAAGCCAGAGAAAACGCUUUCAGUAGCUUCAUUAAAUAGCAUGUGUUUUAUUAAGAGAGGAGGAAUGAGGAGAGACACCACCACAACCAUCAGCCCAUCCCCUGACUCAUUACUAGUAUCAUUUACCUUCAUCAUCAGUCCGCAAACGUUGGCCGUUCCUGUCUGAGAGCUCAUUUUAGGCUCACGUGAUAAUGGAGAUCUAAUAACACACUCUAGGACUUCACUAAGUUUUUCACACUACUCACCGCUGAUGUCAAACAUGGUUUCUACAUCGUAAAGUCACAUAUGCCGCACGCCGUAUCAAAACAGAAGUCAGGCAUUCGGUUUAUGCUAGCCAGGUUAAAGAUACUUUCAUUGGCUAAUAUAGACUCUAAUAUCUUAGGUUUGCUGAAGGAAUGCUGAGUCUUCUGUCCUCUGAAUGCAGAUGGUGGAGUGAUGAAACGUCCUUACAUGGCAAUCUUGUAAAAGAAAGUAGCCUGAGACCAGACUGGUGUUCAGAAGGACAGAUUUGUGAUGGGGUCGUCUUGUAGUGUGGUGUAAACACAAACUCCAGAUCUCCUGCCCAUUCUGUCCGUCUCCGUCCAUGCAUGAGCGAUGUUUUAGGAGGGGUAGCCCAGUGUCUCUGUGUCUCCUCCCGUCUCAAUAAACAGGAAGACAGCUCUACUUCACUAACUUUUAUCUGAGAGAUGGAUAAAAGAGAAAGAGAACUAUGAAUGAAAGCUCUUUUAGGGCAUCACAACAUCAAACCACUAACAGCUGCAGUACCUUUGUCUUCCUCUGUGUCAGUAGCGGGUUCCUCUGAUAGCUUUUGGCGUAGCUGGUUAUACUUGAUUUCUGUAUCCUGCAGAAGAGAUUUGAGUAUUAUUGUUUAUUUGUGCUAUGAUAGACUAAAACCAAAAAGACAUUUACCUGAUUUUUGUUUUUGAUAUAGUUGGACACUUGGUCACACUGUUAAAUGUAUGAAUCUUCUCACAAUAAAACAGUUUAUUUUUUAUU
Carassius gibelio (silver crucian carp) is the source of this 2899-nucleotide messenger RNA. RefSeq names its product centrosomal AT-AC splicing factor-like. Bases 84 to 1136 code for a protein of 350 amino acids. The transcript has 11 exons. Lineage: Eukaryota; Metazoa; Chordata; Actinopteri; Cypriniformes; Cyprinidae. The record is from RefSeq and is a predicted model, not a curated record.